Molecule: messenger RNA, 2326 nt
Organism: Dunckerocampus dactyliophorus (ringed pipefish)
Lineage: Eukaryota; Metazoa; Chordata; Actinopteri; Syngnathiformes; Syngnathidae
Gene: hprt1
Product: hypoxanthine phosphoribosyltransferase 1
Exons: 9
Coding region: 189-845 (218 amino acids)
Biological process (GO): purine ribonucleoside salvage; GMP salvage; guanine salvage
Molecular function (GO): hypoxanthine phosphoribosyltransferase activity; magnesium ion binding
Source: RefSeq, a predicted model, not a curated record
CAACCGCGCUCAAUGGGAGAGACGUCGUGUAAAAAAACGGAAGGGUAUUGUAGCGAAGCAGCUAGCCUCUCCAUGUGUGAGCUGCCACCUGGGACUAGAAGACUAACUGGAGCUGUUAUUUGGGUUUUUUUUAUCUCCGCCAAAUCGCGGACCACGCCACAUUAAACCGAAGCCCGGCGUAAAAGGACAUGGCGGCAUCCAGCCAGUGUGUGGUGAUCACUGACGAGGAGCAGGGCUAUGAUCUAGACCUGUUCUGCAUACCAAAGCACUAUGCAUGUGACUUAGAGAGGGUCUACAUCCCACAUGGACUCAUUCUGGACAGGACAGAAAGACUGGCCAGGGAGAUUAUGAAGGAAAUGGGAGGGCAUCACAUUGUUGCCCUCUGUGUGCUGAAAGGGGGCUACAAGUUCUUUGCAGACCUGCUCGACUACAUUAAGGCCCUGAACAGGAACAGCGACCGCUCCAUCCCCAUGACGGUGGAUUUCAUUCGCCUCAAGAGCUACUGUAAUGACCAAUCCACCGGUGAAAUCAAAGUCAUUGGAGGAGAUGACUUGUCUACUCUGACAGGCAAGAAUGUCCUAAUUGUUGAGGAUAUUAUUGACACAGGGAAGACGAUGAAGACAUUAUUGCAACUCCUGAAGCAGUACAAGCCCAAAAUGGUUAAGGUGGCAAGUUUAUUGGUGAAGAGGACGCCGAGAAGUGUUGGCUACCGGCCAGACUUUGUCGGAUUUGAGGUCCCUGACAAAUUUGUGGUGGGAUAUGCCCUAGACUACAACGAGUACUUUAGAGAUUUAAAUCAUAUCUGCGUCAUUAGCGAAACAGGCAAGGAGAAGUACAAAGCAUGAAGAGCACGUUUAGUACAUUGUGAUGUACUGUACAUUUUCUUUUAAAGAGCUCCACUUUAAAUUUGAGUGCUUCAUAAAGAAAGACUGCCUGCUCAGGGUAUCCAGUGAUGCACUGGUAUGAUGAUAACCUUGACGUCCAUUUUAGCCUCCCCAUAGCUGCAAGUUUCAAUUUUUGCUGCUCUUUCACUUUCUUCCUUAAGAUAUAACCACAUCUGAGAUAUGCAGCAUGAUGCACAGAUGUGCUUAACAUUCAUAUACUGUGUGCACAAUUAUUAGACAAGUGAAUGGUUGGCCUCUGUUAAUUAAUCAAGGCCUGUGUUUUUCAACGUCUCAAAUAUUUAAAUAUGUAGACUGUGCAGGAAGAAGAAAAGGUACCCACGCACAUGGCUUUUGGAUUGAAAAUGGGGCAGAAUUCAGGUCACGUCAGGUGCUAUUGAUGACCUAUCAAAAAAAGGACAUUGUUUUACACUGUAAUACUUAAUUCUAUUUUUUUUAUUUAAUCUAUUGGAAUUACUUAUUAUUUCAGCAACAGAAUGACAUCCCUGCAUCUUUCUUUAUUAUCUUACAGCUCUGUCAAUGUUGGUCUAAUCAUCACAUCAGGCAUUGUCAUGUCCAUAAGAAGUGGUCCAGCUAAAGGUGUGCGGUGGUUAUGAUGCGAGGCCUCAUAUGAGCUCAAGCUACUAAAGUUACAUUGAGCAACCACAGGCAUUCUGGCCUUGAUAAAUGCGACUUUCUCAACUACGUCAAGAUGUCUUUCUUGCUACGUUGCUUGUGAAUCCUACAAUCCAAACAUUUCCACUAUGUUAAUUAGUGACGACGAACAAGAAGCUGUGAUUUCAGCUUAAGUGAAAGUUGAUUUUUAAGAAAUUGAGGAAAGACUGUCCUUCUACUUGGUCAAACUUGCUGUCCUUUUUGGCAAUACCCAAGAAUAAUGGCAAAACUUUUAUUUGCCUACUAAUUCUGCACACAUACUGAGGGAAGAUAUUCCACUCUGCUGUUAAAAUAAUUAAGUGUAAUACAUUUUGCUGCUUCUGUGCACCGACAUUCAUUUGUAGCACAGCACAAUAUCACAAUACAUGUGUGUCAACUGUAAGAUUUCAUUAGAUAACAAUAUGUUUGUUUUUAUGAUUUACUUGAAACUGUUGCAUAAUGUUUUGUGCCAAGGUUGCAAGAUGUGUCCUAUAUGUAUAUUGUGGGACAAAACACUUUUGUACGCUCUGUCCUGAAAAUGCAAGUAUCUCACUUGUAGGGGGGAAGUGUUUGAUUUUUUUUUUUUUUUAAUCAGAGCUGUUGUCAAUUAAGUUAUGCUGUGCAUCAAUAGCAGACAAUCAGAGUCUAAAAAUACAAACAAUGGACAAUGUUUUCAGCUUGACCUUAUGUUUUUCUAAAGCUCUCUCCAACAGUGGAUCCAUCAUUACACACUUUUUAUGCUCUGCUGCUCAAUAAAUAUUCACACCCUCACUUGUGUGUUGGUAAACAUU